CGCGGUAACGCGCUCCCAAUGUAAUGACGCUAUUGCCGCGCGCAUUGAAUAAGUAUGAGGCUCGAUUUUUAAUCUUCUCGAUUGUUCGCAGAGUUGAGACAAUGGCGUGUUAGUUUAUUCAUUUAUAUUCAGAAUGAACACCGGUUUAUCGCGUCAGGAAGCUACCAAGCUGCUGGUAGCGAUGGCAUCCUUGGUAAACUUCGAACCAACCAAUGCCACAUUUGAGGAACAGGAGAAGGUAUUUGGUCUGCUCGGCUACACGCCAGCUAAAAUGUUGCUCGAACUGAGCCAACCUUGUGGUUCGCUGAUCAAGUACUGUUACUGGCUGGAAGCGGAAGUGUCCUGUGCCAAGCACUUUCAGAUAACGAAAACCCACGAAGGAUUUUGUUGCUCGUUCAAUGCGGAUCAAGCAAUGCAUGUGGAUUACAAGGUGAACUCACGAUCCACCGGAUCCGCAAACAUUCGGCUCUCAGGCGCUAGUAAAUACGUGGGUCUAUCGGUGAUGAUUGACAUCCAACCGGAAAACUAUAUGGGGCCGAUCAAAUCCUACUACGGGGCGGAUGUCUACGUUCAUAGCGCGAAGGAUUUUCCUGGCGUAUCGGAUUUUGAAGGCACUGUUCAACCUGGCUGGGAUGUGGAUCUAGGUGUGACUCCGAUCCCGAUUGACAGCAGUGCUUCGCUGCAGCAGGUCCCUCUAAUGCAAAGAAGAUGUUACAUGGAAAAUGAAGGCAAACUGCAGUCGAGUAAGUCGUUCAGUUUGAACCUCUGCAUGUCUGAGUGCAGGCUGAGGACCGUUAUCAAAAUGUGCGGUUGUGUGCCAUUCUACUACGCAGAUUUUAAUAUUGUGGAGGCAGAGGGUGUUCCCAUGUGCACUAUCAAGAGUGUAAAUUGCCUGAGACACUACAGAAAAUACUUCUUCAGUUUGAAACCGCCACGAAGAUAUUCGAAUGAAGAUCUCAGCUUCGACCAUGGCAUGGAUUGCGACUGUAUGCCAUCGUGUACAUUUCUGGACUACAACGUGCAGAGAAUAUCUAGCAAGAGACAGAACGGCAUGUUCGUAUCAUCGUACUUUGGCGGCCGUAAUGUGUCCAACUACGCCACCCUCCACGUACACUUCAAGGAUCUCUUCUGCGUAAAGUACCGCCGGGAGGCGUUCAUGACGUGGGACUCCCUUCUCGCUUCGUUUGGUGGCAUCUUCGGCCUCUGCAUGGGUGGAUCCGUGCUGAGUAUCGUCGAACUGUUCUACUACUUCACCGUAAAACCAUUCACCAUAUACAAGGACAACCGUCUCCGAUCCAGCCAGGAUGUGGUGGGUCAGCUGCAGUUGGUGAAGCGGCCGCCAUCGAGUAGACGCCCCAGUCAGAUAUUCCGCCCGUACCGCUUUCCGUUGGGGUAUUUCGAGCGGAGGAACGUUCUCUUCCGGGAACGAUCCAGCGGAACAACCCGCAAGAGGAUCGUGGUGCAGUCGCAGAUGAUUUCGGCUUUCGAAAUGAACGAGAUUCGGAACGAGAAAACCGGAGCGAUAUUCUUGUAUUGAACGAGUUUUGUAUUUAUUGGCGAUCAAAUGGGGUUAUGCUGGUUCAAUGGAAUAUUUACACAUAUCAUUAACUUAGCGUAGUUUUAAUCUAAAUAACGUUGUGAAAUAUUGUAUGCUUGAUCGAUGCAAACAGUAACCCGGUUACUUGCCGGAGGAGUGUAAUUUCGUUUCGCUAGAUGUUGAUCACACCCUGAAGCACCAGAAAAGCAAGAACCAUUGUAUAUGUACAUUUUAACCUAUUCGUAAGCUAUCACUAACAUAAAUGAAAUGUUUCCACAAUUCCUGUCCCACAAUGAGACGGUUCACAUUCGGUUUCGUCUAUCGAACAUUUUAGGACAGGAAGAGCACCAUUUUGCUUAUCGAAUACAUGCAAACUAUCCUAAUCUAGGCUAAGCAAAUCUUUUUCCGAUCAGACCAUUUGUUGAAGGCGACUUGUGAGAGGUGUGCUCAAGUUCCGCCUUUUGCGCUACAUAAAAUAGUUUCGUUUCAUUCUUAACCAUUUAAGCUUAACUGUUCAUCUGGAUGAAAUGAUUGUCUUUGUAUGGAGCAAUUCCAAAUGAAAUCGACAAAUGACAAAACAUGGGU
Molecule: messenger RNA, 2122 nt
Organism: Toxorhynchites rutilus septentrionalis
Lineage: Eukaryota; Metazoa; Arthropoda; Insecta; Diptera; Culicidae
Product: sodium channel protein Nach-like
Exons: 6
Coding region: 134-1537 (467 amino acids)
Biological process (GO): sodium ion transmembrane transport
Cellular component (GO): membrane
Molecular function (GO): ligand-gated sodium channel activity
Source: RefSeq, a predicted model, not a curated record